Molecule: messenger RNA, 2907 nt
Organism: Penicillium maclennaniae
Lineage: Eukaryota; Fungi; Ascomycota; Eurotiomycetes; Eurotiales; Aspergillaceae
Product: U5 snRNP component Snu114, putative
Exons: 5
Coding region: 1-2907 (968 amino acids)
Biological process (GO): mRNA splicing, via spliceosome
Cellular component (GO): U4/U6 x U5 tri-snRNP complex; cytosol; U2-type catalytic step 2 spliceosome
Molecular function (GO): translation elongation factor activity; GTPase activity; GTP binding
Source: RefSeq, a predicted model, not a curated record
AUGGAUGAUCUCUACGACGAGUUUGGUAACUACAUCGGCGAGGCCGAGUCCGACGAGGAGCAACAUGACCAGGUCCCACCGGCCUUCAAGUUCGACGAAGCGUUCGAUGAUGACAACGAAGAGGAAGAGGUCAAUGACCAGCAAUUAAUGGAGGUCGAUGAUGGCCCUUCAAACGCUGUUAUCUUGCACGAAGACAAGCAGUAUUAUCCUAGCGCACAACAAAUCUAUGGUGUCGAUGUCGAGACUCUGGUCCAGGAGGAAGAUGCACAGCCGCUGUCCGAACCGAUCAUCGCUCCCGUUCAGCAGAAGAAAUUUGCGAUCGCGGAAACAGAGCUCCCACCCGUAUACUUUUCUCGGGAAUUCAUGACAGAUUUGCUCAGCUUUCCCGACCAAGUAAGGAAUGUCGCUGUUGUGGGCCAUUUACACCAUGGAAAAACCGCGUUCAUGGACAUGCUUGUGAGACAGACACACGACCUGACGGCACGUCUUGAAAAGCGCAUGGGCAAGCGCAAGGAGGAGCAGCUGCGUUAUACCGAUGUUUAUUUCCUGGAGCGAGAGCGAGGUCUCUCUGUCAAGUCCGCGCCAAUGAGCUUGGUUCUUCAAGGGACCAAAGGCAAAUCCCACCUUGUCAAUAUCAUCGAUACCCCGGGACACGUGAACUUUGUGGACGAGGUAGCUGCAUCCGUCCGAUUGGCUGAUGGCGUCGUCCUCGUGGUGGAUGUUGUGGAGGGUGUCCAGUCCAACACGGAGCAAAUCAUCAAGCACGCAGUUUUGGAGGAUCUUCCCUUGACUCUGGUCGUGAAUAAGAUGGACCGGCUGAUUCUGGAGCUCAAGCUGCCCCCUAAUGACGCUUAUUUCAAGUUGAAACAUGUAAUUGAAGAGGUCAAUACCGUCAUUGAGAAUAUCUUGCCAGGCCAGGGUGAGCGGCGUCGCCUAAGCCCCGAGAAGGGAAAUGUCGCAUUUGCUUCAAGCUCCAUGAACUGGUGCUUCACCUUGCAGUCCUUCGCUCGGAUGUACGCAGACACUUAUCCACGACUCGACUCGACUGACCGAAAGUUCACUCGCAAGGGCAUGGAAGAGAACUCCAAACGAGCAUUUGUCAAAUUUGUGCUGGAACCAAUCUACAAACUCUAUUCUCACACGAUUAGUGAGAGCCCGGAAGAUUUGAAAGAGACCCUGGCGAGUGUGGGUGUCAGCUUGAAGCCAUCACAAUUAAAGGCGGACGCGAAGGAGCUGCUAAAUCUGGUUUGCGAGCAAUUCUUUGGUCCCCCUACUGGUUUUGUCGAUAUGAUAGUUCAGCACGUUCCUUCUCCGAUUGAUGGCGCCAAGAGGGUCUUGGAGAGGUAUUACACUGGUCCUUUGGACACCAAGGUUGUGGAUUCUAUGACCACCUGUAACCAGGAUGGUCCCUUGGUGGUCCACGUCACCAAGCUUUUCAGCAGCACCGACGCCACUGGUUUCUACUCAUUUGGAAGGAUCAUGAGUGGCACGGCUCGGCCCGGCCAGCAAGUUCGCGUUCUCGGUGAAGGGUAUACUCCUGAGGAUGAGGAGGAUAUGGCCAUCGCAACCAUUUCAGACACUUACAUCGCGGAGACUUGUUACAACAUCUCCACUGACGGUGUUCCCGCAGGUAAUUGGGUCCUCUUGGGUGGCGUGGACAAUUCAAUCGUCAAGACAGCCACCCUGGUCCCUCUCAAGCUAGAUGAUGAUGAGGAGGUGCACAUAUUCCGGCCCAUUCGACACAUGACUGAGUCAGUCUUCAAGGUUGCCGUGGAGCCAGUCAACCCAUCAGAAUUGCCCAAGAUGUUAGACGGUCUCCGCAAGAUCAAUAAGAGCUACCCUCUGAUCUCCACUAAGGUUGAGGAGUCUGGUGAACAUGUCGUCUUGGGUACGGGGGAACUCUAUAUGGAUUGUGUUCUGCAUGACCUGCGUCGACUGUACUCCGAGAUGGAAAUCAAGGUCUCGGACCCGGUCACUCGCUUCUGUGAAACGGUGGUCGAGACAUCAGCAAUGAUGUGUUAUUCGAUCACCCCCAACAAGAAGAAUAAGAUCACCAUGGUUGCAGAGCCGUUGGAUGAUGGGAUCGCGGAAGAUAUUGAGAGCGGCAGAGUCAGCAUCAAGGAUCCGAUCCGGAAGGUUGCUCGUUACUUUGAGGAAAACUAUGAUUGGGACAAGCUCGCAGCUCGCAGCAUCUGGGCUUUUGGGCCCGAUGAGAUGGGUCCCAAUGUUCUGCAGGACGACACAUUACCCUCACAGGUGGAUAAGAAGCUCCUUGGAUCCGUACGGGACUCGAUAACUCAAGGUUUCAGCUGGGGUACCAGAGAAGGCCCCCUUUGUGAAGAACCCAUUCGGAACACCAAAUUCAGACUCACCGACGUCUCCCUCUCCGACCAGGCAAUUUAUCGCGGAGGCGGUCAAAUUAUCCCAACUGCUCGUCGUGCCGUGUACUCCUCCUUCCUUAUGGCCUCCCCCCGUCUAAUGGAACCCCUCUACUCUUGCACGAUGACCGGGCCCGCUGAUGCUGUUGCCUCGGUAUAUACUGUGCUGUCUCGCCGACGGGGCCACGUCCUGUCCGACGGGCCCAUUGCUGGUACACCGCUGUACUCGGUGCGCGGCUUAAUUCCGGUGAUCGACUCGUUCGGAUUCGAAACUGAUCUUCGCAUCCACACUCAGGGCCAGGCCAUGGUCAGUCUGGCGUUCGAAAAGUGGAGCGUCGUUCCCGGUGACCCGCUGGACCGUGAGGUCAAAUUGAAGCCUCUGGAGAUGGCGGGCGCCAUGGCCACGGCGCGAGACUUCGUCUUAAAGACGAGAAGGCGGAAGGGUCUCGCCGAGGACGUGACGGUGAGCAAGUUCCUCGAGCCGGAACUGUGGAAGGGACUGAAAGAAAGCGGCGUCUUGGACUCGUGA